GCCCCUUGCCUGGGUGUGUGUGUCUGUGUGGUCGCGCCUGAGAGUCGAACGCAGUCUCACACUGAGUUCCAGCGCUCAGUUGUCCCACGGUAGCGCCCCUUUCAACUGCAGCUCGGUGACCCUCGCUCCCCGCACAGGUUGUGUUGUGAAGACGCCAUGGAAUCUGGGACAAAGCGACUGAAAGAGAAGAUCAAGGAGAAGCUGCCAGUGACGGGGCCACAAGCAGCAAGCAUCUACGAGCUGGCACGGUGGUACUGCUACAACACCAACACCCACGGCUGCCGCAGGAUUGUGGUGUCAAAAGGCCGGCUGCGCCGGGCAAUCUGGCUGAUCCUGACUUUAGGCGCCGUGGGUAUCAUAUUUUGGCAGUGUGCUCUCCUCAUCACUUCCUACUACACUGCUUCUGUCACCAUCACCGUCCAGUUCCAGGAGAUUACCUUCCCUGCCAUCACCAUCUGCAACAUGAACCCAUACAGAUACAAUGCAACAAGACAUCUCUUUGAGAAACUGGACCAGGAGACUCAGAUUGCCAUCAAGGAACUUUACCACUUCCCCAAUAGUUCCAGCCAGUCGCGAACUCAGCGAGACACAAUCGAAGACCAAGGGGACCUAUUUUCCCACAGCAUCCCGCUGCUGCGAGUUGAAGUGGGCCAGGGUUACACCAUCUUGUCCGACCUCAUCACCAGGAGGCAACACAGGGUCAACGAGACCUUCCGAACCCGAUCCUUCGGGGGCAGCCACGCCUUGAAACGAAGCAAAGUGAUCGGCUUCAAGCUGUGUGAGAAAAAACACGAUGACUCCACCUGUGACAUCUACACAUUCAACUCGGGCACAACUGCCAUCCAGGAAUGGUACCGGCUCCACUACCUCAACAUUAUGGCGCAGGUGCCCGAACAAACCAAACUGCAAAUGGGUUACUCUGCUGAUGACCUUAUAUUGUCCUGUUCGUUCGGGGGAAGACCCUGCGAUUCAAGGAACUUUAGCCUAAUGCAUCAUCCGCUGCAUGGAAACUGCUUCACAUUCAACAGUGGGAAAAGCAGCAGUGCUCUGCGGACCAAAACCGGAGGCAGUGAAAACGGCCUGAAGAUGACUCUGCACGUGGAUGAGGAUGAGUAUAAUCCAUAUCUCGCCACUUCAAUGGGAGCCAAAAUUGUCAUUCAUGAUCAGAACGAACAACCCUUCAUUGAAGAUGUGGGGACUGAGAUUCAGACAGAAACCCAGACGGACAUGGGCCUUGACUUGACUGUAUUGCAAAGACUGGGUAGUCCAUACAGUGACUGUACAACAGACGGGCUCAAUUUGCCUGUGGCAAACCUCUACAACAAGACAUACUCUUUGCAGAUGUGUCUGCACUCAUGCUUUCAGAUGGAAAUGGUUCGAUACUGUGGGUGUGCCCACUACGAGAAGCCACUACCUGCAAAAGCAGAGUACUGCGACUACACGAAGUUUCCAGGCUGGAUUUCCUGCUAUUACAGACUGCGCAAUCAAUUUAUUCAAGAACAACUGGUUUGCCAGAAGGUUUGCCGACCUGCCUGUCAUUCCAAGGAAUGGACAAUGACUCUCAGCGUUGCACAGUGGCCCUCAUCACCAUCUGAGGAGUGGAUCCUCCAUCUUCUGAACUGGGAAAGGAGGGUCAAUGGAAACAGAAUACUAAGAAAGAAUGAGUUAGCCAAUCUGGCCAUCUUCUACAGAAGCCUCAAUCUGAGGAACAUAACUGAGACACCUGAAAAUAAUAUUGUCACCUUACUCUCAAACUUUGGAGGGCAACUGGGACUCUGGAUGAGCUGCUCUGUUGUUUGUAUUAUCGAGAUCAUAGAGGUGUUCUUCAUCGACAUGUUCCUGAUCAGCGCACGGAAAGGCAUCCAGACGGCACGUAAGUGGUGGUGGAGGGAGGUGGAAGAGGAUGGACCAUCAACAGCCAGUAGCGGAGCUCAUGGAUCACCAGUCUUCAUCAAUGAUGAAGACCCCCCAACUUUCAACACUGCCCUGCAGCUGCCUCGUGCUCAUGCAUCAGCCAUGCUGCCUCCCACCUAUGAAACACUACGGAUGCGUGCAGACUUCUUCCCAGACACACCUACUUUGAGGUCCUGCAGUCACUGAGUGCAGUAUAACAUGGAUGUCUGAGGAUGUCGUUAGUCUGGCGGUAGAACAGGACAGUGCAGGGAGAAGUGAAGCAGCACAGAAGGGUGAAGCAAGUUCAUUGUCAGCAAGUUUGAAUAACCCAGCGACUCAGAGUAAAUGCUAAAAACUACACCAUCUCAUCUUUGUGACCCUAUCAGUAACAAAUGCUAUUUCAAAUCUUUGGCAAAUGCAUUAAAGUAUUCUCUGUCCAAACAGAGCUAGUUCAAUCAGAGCAAAACAAGUUCUUUCCUAUUUGACUCUAACUUGUAAAAAUAAACUCACAGAUUUGAUAUCCUGUUUUGUGAA
Messenger RNA from Pristis pectinata (smalltooth sawfish), 2427 nucleotides. Its product is annotated as amiloride-sensitive sodium channel subunit gamma-like. Lineage: Eukaryota; Metazoa; Chordata; Chondrichthyes; Rhinopristiformes; Pristidae. Gene Ontology annotation, cellular component: membrane. Bases 157 to 2100 code for a protein of 647 amino acids. The transcript has 13 exons. The record is from RefSeq and is a predicted model, not a curated record. Gene Ontology annotation, biological process: sodium ion transmembrane transport. Gene Ontology annotation, molecular function: ligand-gated sodium channel activity.